AUGAAGUUCAUCAUUGCCGCCACCCUUGCAGUUCUCUCUGGAGCUUACGCUGCUGAGUCUGCCUCUACCACCAUCACCUGCCCUGAGUGUCACGCAGCCGCUACCCAGCCUGAUAUCGUCACUCGAUCUGCGCUUCCUACUACAUCUUGCACUGCGUUGCCCUUGACCGUUGUCACCAACACCAAGGGUGGCUCCGGAGUUGCUGCUCCUACUGGAGCUGGCACUGGAGCUGCCUCUACUCCUACCGCCCAGGUUCCUGUCAAUGCUGCCGGUGUAAACAAGGUCAGCGGUGGAGUUGCUGCUGCUGCUGCCCUCGCUGCCGUUUACAUGCUGUAA
This is a messenger RNA of Fusarium sp. VM40, 336 nucleotides long. Lineage: Eukaryota; Fungi; Ascomycota; Sordariomycetes; Hypocreales; Nectriaceae. The record is from the annotation of a GenBank genome assembly.